AUGAUUGCGCCGACCCUAGAUUCACCACCACAAUCGUCCGGCGGAAGCUGGAGGAAGAUUUCGGGGUGGAUUUGUCCGAUAAGAAGGGUUUCGUCAGGGAGCAGGUCGACCUGUUCCUGGAAUCGCAGUUCGAGGAGCAGGCAGUCGAUGUCGCAAGCGGCAAUGAAGACAAAGGAGAAGGGAGCGCCGCAGAUGAUGGAAAUCGGAGGGGAACGAGGGCGAUGA
Messenger RNA from Linum trigynum, 225 nucleotides. The record is from the annotation of a GenBank genome assembly. Lineage: Eukaryota; Viridiplantae; Streptophyta; Magnoliopsida; Malpighiales; Linaceae.